AUGGUAUCUUUAGAGGAGUUACCCCUUGACAUCCUUCAUCAAGUAGCCAAGCAAUGCACCAAAAGGGAUCUCCUCAACCUCCGACUCGCCAUCCCAGGAUUCUCUUACUUCCUGACACCCUACAUCGAUCGCCAUCUCGUCCAUGAGAUGCGCCACAGAGCAAAAUACCACCUCCACAGAGCUGUAUCUACAAACUGUCCUAAUAAGUCCCUACUCCCCAGGCUCUUAAAUGCCGGAGCACCUCUCGACCAACGAAAACACACUGGUGAAACUGUUCUACAUGCCGCAGCACGCCAGAAUAAUGUUGACGGUAUCCGACAGUUACUGCGAGCAGGGGCAACGGUCGACAGUUCAGAUCGGUAUAUAUGGACACCGUUGCACCUGGCAGCUCGGUAUGGAUACGUGGAUAUCGUAAGGAUCCUGGUAGAAGCUGGUGCAGAUAUCAAUCGACAGGGAUUCCAUGGUUGGACGGCUUUGCAUUUUGCAGUGAGGGAGCGACAUCUGAAAUGUGAGGAGCUGCUUUUGGAGUAUGGGAUUGAUGUUGAGAUUUGCGAUAAUGAUGGGAAGAAGGCAGGACAGGGUGCAAAGUGUUAUGCAGAAAGCCUUCCUGUCAGGGUUUAG
This is a messenger RNA of Aspergillus alliaceus, 621 nucleotides long. Its product is annotated as ankyrin repeat domain-containing protein. Lineage: Eukaryota; Fungi; Ascomycota; Eurotiomycetes; Eurotiales; Aspergillaceae. Bases 1 to 621 code for a protein of 206 amino acids. Gene Ontology annotation, molecular function: protein binding. The record is from RefSeq and is a predicted model, not a curated record. The transcript is spliced from 2 exons.